This is a messenger RNA of Leptidea sinapis, 2353 nucleotides long. RefSeq lists its product as uncharacterized. Bases 228 to 1061 code for a protein of 277 amino acids. The transcript is spliced from 6 exons. NCBI's taxonomy places the organism in Eukaryota, Metazoa, Arthropoda, Insecta, Lepidoptera, Pieridae. The record is from RefSeq and is a predicted model, not a curated record.
UUGCAGAGGUCAGUCCUGAAUCCUCAGCCCGAACGGUAAACAAAUACCAUCGCGUGUGACGAAAGAUGCGGAAAGAUAUGAAUCAAGUUUAAAACAUUUUAAAGUUUUAUUUAAGACUGUGAAGGGAACUGCAGUUAAUGUGGUGUAUGUAACGUGAAAAACUGUGCCAGUUGCAACAUGAACGUUUAAUAAGUGUUUGAAUCUGCCUUGCAACAAAAAUCAUAAAUAUGAAGCUCUUAACACUGAUAGCUUUGUGUGUGGUGACGUCAGCGUACAAGAUCACUCAGCUGAAGGUGCCGCUGUAUGCGGACCCUCGCCGUGCAGCCGAGCUGAGUUGUCACUUCAUAAUGGACGACUACGAGCUGCAUUCUGUCAAGUUGUAUCGAGACCUGGACGAGAUAUUCAGAUACAACCCCUCACAGAAGCCUCAGAUACGUCUGUACAACGUGACAGGAGUGAUGGUUCAAGGCGGGGAGUGUGAGAGUAGGUGGUGUCUGGUGCGAGUGAUGCCCGCACCGGUAGCAACACAAGCCGCCUACACCUGUGAGAUAUCAACAGAAGGACCCAAGUUUAUGAUAGCGAGGAAAACUAAACAGAUGACUGUUCUAGCUAUGCCGGAUAAAGACCCAGUUAUUUAUGGAGCACCAAAACAAGUGAAGCCUGGAGAACAGAUAGUCCUCAAUUGUACUUCAGAUUACUCUUUACCUCCGUCGGACAUUAAAUGGUAUAUUAACGACGAACUACAAAAGGCUGAGCUAUGGCAUCACACUGGACUAAGUGCAGUACAGCCCGGGGGUCUUCGUGCUUCGUGGCGUAUUCUCAGAAUCUCCGUGCCAUCAGAUGUCAUCGGCGCCCUCCGAGUGAGAUGUGAGGCAGUUCUCACUGUCGAGCCGCCGGUUAUCCGUGAAACUUCAGCCGUAAUGACCUUGUUCUCUCGUACUCAGCUAUCUAAAUAUAUGUCUAACAGAGGUUUUGCACGGGUUGGAUAUCGAGAUCUAAUGUUAGUCUCAGUAAUUUUAAGUAAUGUAAACAGGAUACUAUCAGUAAUAUGGAGAAUAUAAGAGUAUAGAUUAAGAAUUAAGUAUUGAUGAUAUUUGCGUAGUAUAACUAUGGUAGCAUAAAUGUUUUAAUCAAGACAUAAUUGAAUUAAUUUCAGCUCACGAAUUAACUGAAUGAAAAUAUAUCAAAUUAAUUAUUUUUCAACCGUACUAGAGUGCGUUAUAAAUUAUAACUGUUUUGUAAAUAUCUGCAUAUUUGAUCUAAUUACUUUUUCAAAUAAUUUUAUAUGUUUUCUUAGCAUUGACAAUAAUAAGAUCGAGCAGUUAAUAAUAAUUGAGCGCUUUUUGAAAUACUUCAUAAUGUUGAGACAAAAAGGUUUUAGUAUUUAAAUUGGAUUCAAAACUUUAAAGGUAUCAUUAGCUCAAAACUCUUGCAAUAUACGUUAUUACUGGGAAGCUUUAAAAAAAAAACAAUAAAUGCACUUCAAUAUUGUUUGACGUAACUAAAAUUAUUUUUAAAGCUGUGAAAAUUUUAAAAAGGUCGAAAAAAGUUCAAUAAUGAUAUUUAGUUUUCUACUAUUGAAAGCCAACCAUUUAAUGGGACAAAAGAAAUAAAAAAUCGCUUCUUAUUAAAGUAUUAGCGUAAGACGUAUUCAAGUUAGUUUUCCUUGUACCCAUUACCUCCAUUAUAUUUUACCUUUAAGCAUUGCUUUUUUGAAACAUAAAUGUUUUAAUAAAUAAACGGAAUAGAAUACUGAUGUGUUAAGGUAUUGUUAUUGAUAUUUAUUGUUAUAGAUGAAAAUAUGUGUGUACAAUGCUUAUAUUAAUUUCUACAUAUAUAUUAAAAAAUAAAUAGAAAAUAAAAAAAUAAUUGAUGUAUGUUAUUAUAGUAAUAUUACAAUCAGACAAAGCUCCUGGCACACUAAACUGAAAAUAUUUCUCGUGUAUAAGAAAGAGAGGAAAGAAGUAUUUAUUGAAACGAAAACUGAGACUCUGCUGUUACGCUCGUUUGAGUAACGUCUGCUAGAGCAGAAUGAAAUAGAGUAAUUUGUACAAUUAAAAUUCGUAGGCAGUUAUGUUAACUAACCGACGAUAAUAUCACAUCGCAUCUUUGUACCUAAGUGUGAGCAAGCGCGCUGUAUUGGCAAUCUCUUUCAUGUCGCGAAUGCCACGAGCUUUGCCGAUAACUUUAACUCCUUCUAGCACAACACAAACUUUUAUUGAAUUUGUACACAAUUAUAGCACUGCUUAUAUUUUAGUCUCCCGAAAACUAGUUUAAUUAAUGUUUAAUAAUCUAUGGCUGUGUAUUGUUUACAGUAUGAAAUAUUUUGUUAAUGUAAAGUGUCCAAUUUAUA